UAAAUUUUCUUUUUCCAGCAAUGAUGUUGUCCACUGGGCAUGUACUGACCAAUGUGGCAGGUCUGAGAACAUAGCUGAAGCUGAAAAUAGGAAAGCUGGGGGCAAGGAAGAGCCUUGAAUCUUGAGGUGGGACGUUGACUCUAAGAUGUCCUUGAGCAGUGGAGCCUCCGGAGGGAAAGGAGUGGAUGCAAACCCGGUUGAGACAUACGACAGUGGGGAUGAAUGGGACAUUGGAGUAGGGAAUCUCAUCAUUGACCUGGACGCCGAUCUGGAAAAGGACCAGCAGAAACUGGAAAUGUCAGGCUCAAAGGAGGUGGGGAUACCGGCUCCCAAUGCUGUGGCCACACUACCAGACAACAUCAAGUUUGUGACCCCAGUGCCAGGUCCUCAAGGGAAGGAAGGCAAAUCAAAAUCCAAAAGGAAUAAGAGUGGCAAAGACACUAGCAAACCUACUCCAGGGACUUCCUUGUACACUCCAAGUGAGGGGGCAGCUAGCAAGAAAGAGGUGCAGGGGCGCUCAGGAGAUGGUGCCAAUGCAGGAGGCCUGGUUGCUGCUAUUGCUCCCAAGGGCUCGGAGAAGGCGGCUAAGGCAUCACGCAGUGUAGCCGGCUCCAAAAAGGAGAAGGAGAACAGUUCGUCUAAGAGCAAGAAGGAGAGAAGCGAAGGAGUGGGGACUUGUUCAGAAAAGGAUCCUGGGGUCCUCCAGCCAGUUGCCUUGGGAGGACGGGGUGGUCAGUAUGAUGGAAGUGCAGGGGUGGAUACAGGCGCUGUGGAGCCACUUGGGAGUAUAGCGAUUGAGCCUGGGGCAGCGCUCAAUCCUUUGGGAGCUAAACCGGAGCCAGAGGAAGGGGAGAAUGAGUGUCGCCCGCUAAAGAAAGUCAAGUCUGAAAAGAUGGAGUCCCCUGUCUCCACACCGGCGGUGCUGCCACUGCACCUUUUGGUACCAGUGGUCAAUAAUGACAUCUCAUCUCCCUGUGAGCAGAUCAUGGUUCGUACCCGAUCCGUUGGGGUCAACACGUGUGAUGUGGCUCUAGCCACAGAGCCUGAGUGCUUGGGCCCCUGUGAACCUGGAACCAGCGUCAACCUUGAAGGAAUUGUGUGGCAGGAAACAGAAGACGGGAUGCUGGUGGUGAACGUGACGUGGAGGAACAAGACCUACGUGGGUACCCUGCUCGACUGCACGCGGCAUGACUGGGCUCCUCCGAGGUUCUGUGACUCCCCCACCAGUGAUUUGGAAAUGCGCAAUGGUCGCGGCAGAGGCAAACGCAUGCGUCCCAACAGUAACACACCUGUCAACGAGACGGCCACAGCCUCUGACAGCAAAGGGACCAGCAGCAGCAGCAAAACUCGAGCAGGAACCAAUAGCAAAGGCCGUCGGGGCAGCCAGAACUCUUCAGAGCAUCGCCCACCUGCCAGCGGCUCCUCCGAGGACGUCAAGGCCAGCCCUUCCUCCACCAGUAAACGGAAAAACAAGCCCCUGUCAGACAUGGAGCUGAAUUCCAGCUCGGAGGACUCCAAGGGGAGCAAGCGAGUCCGGACAAACUCCAUGGGCUCAGCCACAGGCCCCCUCCCUGGGACGAAGGUAGAACUCACCGUCCUGGACAGAAACUGCCCUUCCCCAGUCCUGAUUGACUGUCCCCACCCAAACUGCAACAAGAAGUACAAGCACAUCAACGGACUCAAGUACCACCAAGCCCACGCCCACACGGACGAUGACAGCAAGCCAGAAGCAGAUGGGGACAGUGAGUACGGAGAGGAGCCCGCCCUCCAUGCAGACCUUGCGAGCUGCAAUGGUGCGUCCAUCUCCCAGAAGGGCUCCUUGUCCCCUGCCCGCUCAGCGACCCCCAAAGUUCGGCUCAUAGAGCCCCACAGCCCUUCUCCUUCAAGCAAAUUCAGCGCAAAAGGCCUCUGUAAGAAAAAGCUGAGUGGGGAAGGGGACACAGACCUUGGGGCCUUAUCCAAUGACGGCUCUGACGAUGGACCCUCAGUAAUGGACGAAACGAGUAAUGAUGCCUUUGACUCUUUGGAAAGAAAGUGUAUGGAAAAAGAAAAAUGUAAAAAACCGUCUAGUUUGAAACCUGAAAAGAUUCCUUCCAAGAGCUUGAAGUCAGCCCGGCCCAUUGCGCCUGCCAUCCCCCCGCAGCAGAUCUACACCUUCCAGACGGCCACGUUCACGGCAGGGAGCCCGGGCUCUUCCUCGGGCCUGACCACCACGGUGGUGCAGGCCAUGCCCAACAGCCCCCAGCUCAAGCCCAUCCAGCCCAAGCCCACCGUGAUGGGGGAGCCCUUCACCGUCAACCCUGCCUUGACACCCGCCAAGGACAAGAAGAAGAAGGACAAAAAAAAGAAGGAGUCCUGCAAGGAGCUGGAAAGUCCUCUGACUCCUGGGAAGGUCUGUCGAGCAGAAGAAGGAAAAAGCCCCUUCAGGGAGUCAUCAGGAGAUGGGGUGAAGAUGGAGGGGCUCCUGAAUGGCUCCUCUGACCCCCACCAGAGCCGCCUGGCAAGCAUCAAGGCAGAGGCGGACAAGAUCUACAGCUUCACAGACAAUGCCCCCAGCCCUUCCAUCGGAAGCGGCAGCCGCCUGGACAGCACACCCCCAACGCAGCCCCUGACGCCCUUACACGUGGUGACGCAGAACGGAGCGGAAGCAAGCUCGGUGAAGACCAACAGCCCUGCCUACUCGGACAUCUCCGACGCGGGGGAGGACGGGGAGGGCAAGGUGGACAGCCUCAAGUCCAAGGACCCGGAGCAACUGGGGAAGGAAGGGGCUAAGAAGACGCUCUUUGCCCCUCAGCCGCAAAGCAAAGACUCACCAUACUACCAAGGCUUUGAGAGCUACUACUCUCCAAGUUAUGCCCAGUCCAGCCCCGGGACCCUGAACCCUGGCAGCCAGGUGGGCGUGGAGAGCCAGGCCUUGAAGCCAAAAAAGGAGGAGGAGCCUGAGAGCCUGGAGGGCAAAGGAAAGAGCGACCUCUGUGAGGAAAAGAAGCCGGAACUGAGCAGCUCCAGCCAGCAGCCUUCCGUCAUCCAGCAGCGCCCCAACAUGUACAUGCAGUCGCUGUACUACAACCAGUACGCCUACGUGCCGCCCUAUGGCUACGGCGACCAGGGCUACCAUGCGCACUUGCUGAGCACCAAUGCGGCCUACCGACAGCAGUACGAGGAACAGCAGAAGCGCCAGGGCCUGGAGCCACCUCGGGGCCCCGACAAGAAGGCCGAGCUGGGCCUCAAGGACCGAGAGGCCGCGCUCAAGGAGGAAUGGAAGCAGAAGCCUUCUAUCCCGCCGACCCUCACCAAGGCCCCCAGCCUCACGGACCUGGUGAAGUCGGGGCCGGGCAAGGCCAAGGAGCUGGGGGCUGACCCUGCCAAGUCAGUCAUUAUUCCCAAGCUGGACGAUGCCUCCAAACUUCCCAGCCACACCCCUGAGGGCCUGAAGGUGAAGCUGAGCGAGGCCAGCCACCUGGGCAAGGAGGCCUCCGAGGGCAAGAUGGGAACUGAGUGUGGCCGCCAGGCAGAGGUGGAUCCGAUUCUCUGGUACCGGCAGGAGGCAGAGCCCCGGAUGUGGACAUACGUGUAUCCUGCCAAGUACUCAGACAUCAAGUCAGAGGAUGAACGGUGGAAAGAGGAGCGAGACCGAAAAUUGAAGGAGGAAAGGAGUCGGAGUAAGGACUCUGUCUCCAAGGAGGAUGGGAAGGAAAGCACAAGUAGUGACUGCAAGCUGCCCACAUCUGAGGAGUCCCGCCUUGGGAGCAAGGAGCCCCGACCAAGUGUCCAUGUGCCUGUGUCCUCCCCCCUCACCCAGCACCAGUCCUACAUCCCCUACAUGCAUGGCUACUCCUACAGCCAGUCCUACGACCCCAACCACCCCAGCUACCGGGGCAUGCCUGCUGUGAUGAUGCAGAACUACCCAGGUUCCUACUUGCCUUCCAGCUACUCUUUCUCCCCAUAUGGCAGCAAGGUCUCAGGUGGUGAAGAUGCCGAGAAGGCACGAGCCAGCCCCAGUGUCAGUUGUAAAUCCAGCUCAGAGUCCAAAGCCCUGGACAUCUUGCAGCAGCACGCUAGCCACUACAAGAGCAAGUCACCCACGAUAAGCGAUAAAACUUCUCAGGAGCGAGAUCGGGGAGGCUGUGGGGUGGUGGGAGGUGGCAGCAGUUGCAGCAGUGUCGGGGGAGCAGGAGGAGCUGAACGGAGUGUUGACCGACCUCGAACCUCCCCUUCCCAGCGCCUGAUGUCCACACACCACCACCACCAUCAUUUGGGGUACUCGCUGCUCCCCACACAGUACAACCUACCCUAUGCAGCAGGGCUUUCUUCUACAGCCAUUGUUGCCAGCCAGCAAGGCUCAACUCCCUCACUCUACCCACCCCCCAGGAGGUGAGAAUGAACAAGUGCCCGGAUAAAGUCAGCUUCACGGGCUCGGACUGCCUCACCCAGGGAGGUGCUGGAGGUGCCAUUUAGACCUCAGUUAAAUGGUGUUGGUCAUCCUGUUUGCCGUUCCAACCAUGACUGAAGGCAGACCCGUGGCUGUCACCUCCUCCAGACCCCGGACUCCCUGACCCUCCCUCAGGAGCUGGAGAGCUGGUACUUAGCAAAACUAUUUAUUCUCCGCCACAACCAUGACUGCUGUGGCCUCUCUGGAGAUAAAGGCACUGGGAGCAACCAGGGGAACAUGGCCUCAGCCCAGAGAAGUCACUGCCCUGUUCCCCAGGCCCCUGUUCUGCUGCCUGCAGAGUACCAACCAACCCCCUGCAGGGAGGGACUCCCAGGCACUGGGUAAGGUCUGAAGACAGCACAGCAGCCAUCCCCUCACCGCCAUUCCGUCACCAGACCCCACACCUCCCCAGCGGUUUGGGCCCUGGGAACUGGCAGCAUGUGGAGGAAUUAGAAUCUCAGGAAAGAAAUUGGGGGCUGUUUUCUCUGUAGUUGGGAAAACAAGGUCUUCAAACAUGGAGACUUCCCCCCUACACACAUGAGCACAGAUAAAUGCUCAGCACCCAGCCUGGAGAGGGAGAUCAAGGCACUCGCCCCACAGGGCUUUGAGCUACUGGGCAGGCAGAGGCAGGGGUUCCAACACCAGCACAGGGCUCCCCAGUGUCUGGGGAGGGAGCUGGAGCACGAACGGAAUCUGCGAAAUUGAACCUGCAUCCCCACAAAGUCCUGCUGCUGCUUAUCUCCCCACUCUUUGUCCUUUUCUCUUCCAUCCUAACCCCUUGGUGCCUUUCCCAGGGGAUCCCCACACUGAAUUCACCUUCUUUUCCACUGCUUGGCUCUUAAGAUUCAGGCAGAUAAAACAGUAUUCCCCCAGAAUGGGGACCCAAGGAAGUCUCCCAGGUCACCCGGAGGGCAAAGCCCAGCAGGCAGGCCUGGAGCACCCAGCAGUUCUUGGAGAUGUCCCAUGUUCAGCCAUCCAAGUAUCUUCCUUAGCUAGGGCCACAAAAGGACACAACCCAGUUCUUCUGUCUACAAGUACAUGGUUUUAUAUAGCUCAGUCUAUACUUUCAGUGUGUGCCAACAUAAGCUGUGUGACUUUGUAACACACAUUGUUUUUUUAGCAGCCACUGGCUCUGGGAAGUCAUUUGUUCCUCGGACCCUAAGAUGACACACCUAAGCAUUACUAAUGGAGCCAGAGUGACUUGGGCUGUGCUUGGAGGCGCCAGACAGUUCUCUGCUCUCCUUAGAAAACAGUCUCUCUGGGUCAGAGCUUUAUGCUCUUGCACUGAGAAAGUGAUGAUGAUUUGGUAGCUUUAUUUGGUAGCUCCCCAAGAUGUGGGGAGCUUUCGCUUUUUGCUUUUGUGAGCUAUCAUCCCUUUGUUCUCCCCUCCUGUCUUUCCUUGGCCCUCCAGAUAGAAAGACCAACAGACACCAGCCUAGGCUAAAGAAGGGUGCUUUGCAGCCAGAGUGCAAGAAGAGAGCUGAAGAGCAGGAAAGUGGCUCUAACUUAAUCUGAGAAUGGAGAGGUGGGGCCAGUAAGCACAAUUCCCAGAGAGGGUAGUUUCCAAGAACUGGAGCUCCUCUGUAACCCACAGACCUUCCUCUAGGUUUCCAUGUCUUUGUUUUAUUUAAAGUUGGGUCCCGAGGGCCCCCCCCCCAACCAUUUUAUGCCUGUUUUCAGGGCCCCAGACAGCCUCCCUGAGCCCUCAUUCCCUCUGCUGCCCCGGCAGGCAGUGCCCUGAGCAGUCACCUCCCUUCCAUUCAUGGAAGUUGCUGGCGUGGACACCUUCACCCACCUGACCUGGGCCACCUUCCCAAGAGGGUGACCAAAUUUCAGCCUGAUUUUGCACUCCAGGCUCCUGUGGGGUGGACCCAUGCGCCCAUCUCUAUUCCUGUUUAUUUUUUACUGUGUUUUGUAUCUGUGCCACUGGCCUGUAGCGUGCUCUGUACAUAGUGUAAAGAAACCGCUGGAGCAAUUUCCUUACUCAUCCACGUUCCUGCCCUUUCCACUUUAUUUUGUAACAUAGAGGAGGAACUUCUGUAUUCACAGGGCAGCUUUAGGUUCUGCAGAAGGAAACAGCUGAUUUUUUUUAUUUUUCCCUUUAAAAAACAUAGCGGUCUCCCUUAAAGAGUAGGAGCUGCCCACACACACACCAGUAACAGGCAGUAGCUGUGACGAUCCUUGCCCUGUGCCAAGCAAGGACAGAGUUCUCUGUCCACCUCCAGCCUCUCUCCCUGAAAGGAACAUCAUCUGUGACAUACUCAGAGGGAGAAGACACAGCGAGGAGCCCCAUGCCACACACAAAAGCUGGGCAGGGUUGCUGCCAGGGACCUAGGCACCAGACCAAGCCUCUCUCAGCCACCCCUGCCAGGCCCUCCCAGGAAGGACAACAGGCUGAGAGCUGCUCUAGGGUCCAUACCUGCUUCUUCCUAUUUAAGGCGUGCCAGUUCCCAUUACCCCUUGCCCUACCUUAUACAUGUAUGUGUACAUGUAUGAUGUUUCCUGCUCUUACCCACUCUCCAUACAUCUCAAGGUCAAAGGACUACACACACAAGGCCAAGAGGGCACCCUGCGAAAUGAAGUGGUCCUUUUCUUGAAUCUCCUCUCCAGGCUCCAGGGCCGGGGUGGGACUUAGCUUCAGGAGUUGGGAGUGAAGACUGCAGAAGGGCUGGAGGACUGGAUAUAGGCUUUGAGGCCCCCUCACCUCUCUUGCUACCCACACAUACCCUGUCACUAUCCCAAUGUCUACUCUGAUGCCCCCAAGAUUCAACUGGGCAGCUAGCUGGCCCCAUAAUUCUGGGCCUCUGUCAUUUGUUUUAUUGCUAGGGCAUCCCAGGAAGCUUUCCAGUGAUCCCAAUGUGGGCCCCUCCUGGGACCAAGCCCCUCCCAGCCCUGUCCCCUCCCCUCCUGCCCCAGCCCGCCCGCUUGCCUUGGUGCUCAGCCCUCCCCUUGGGAGCAGGUUGGGGCAAGCUAGAAGCCCGGGCUGGAGGGGCACGUUGCUGUUCAGAUUUUGUUCCAUUGGCGUUGCUCUGUUGGGUUUAAUUUCAGUCUUCCUGAUUCUUCCCUUCUGUAAAGUGUACAUUACCAAGUUCUUUGUUUUUUUUUUUUAUAUAUAUAUAUAAAUAUAUAUAUAUAUAUAUACAAACUGUACUCUUUUUGCCUUUGUACAUUCUGGCAAGAAGAGAAAAUAAAUCUUUUUAAGAGACAAUCACAAAUCUGUGAGGGCUGCUGGUUAUUUCUCCUGAAGUUUGCUGCUGAGCUGCCUCCUGCCUUCCCCCAACUUUUCUCUCUUCCCUCAACUUUCCUCUCUUCCUGAUCCUGCUCCAUAUGCAUCCUCAGCUUCAUUCUCCUUGGCUGAUGGCAAACUGUUGAAUCCAGUGUCUAGACUGCCUGCCCUGUCCCCCUUUCCCGCCCAGCACUGUUUUCUGACCUGGCCAAUGGGUUAGCCUGGGAGCUUUAUCCUGUGCCCUGGCCCUCCCUUCACCCCUAGAUCCCACUCACCAAAGUGGCUUUGGACACUCAACCUGUAAAACUAUGCAGCUUGGAGCUCUCUGCCUGAGAGUUUGCACUAUUUAAACCUGCAUGGGACUCAGGAUGGAUGGUUGUCAGGAAUGUGGGUAAACCACCCCCAACACCCUCCCCUCCCCAACCAUUCCAGCUUCCGAGUGCUCUGAACCAGCGACCAGAGGAUCAUUCCUGUCAGGUGGACUCCUGUGGUCUACCCAUCUGAACAAGGGCUAACGGUUUAUGGGUUAAGAGCAUUUUAUCAGACUUUCAAAGGAUGGUACCUUCUGAAGCAGCCCAACCAAACCAUUGUUCAGCCCCUUUCUCCUUUCCACUACUUUCCUCCUACCCCUUUUUUCCCUUUGUCUCUACUCCCUUUUCUUAAUUGGCUUUGGAAUUGAAGUAUAUUUUUAAAUUAUUUGUUGUAUUUAUUGAAUAAAGUUUUUAAUGUCCCUGUUCUUAAA
This is a messenger RNA of Heterocephalus glaber (naked mole-rat), 8400 nucleotides long. The record is from RefSeq and is a predicted model, not a curated record. NCBI's taxonomy places the organism in Eukaryota, Metazoa, Chordata, Mammalia, Rodentia, Bathyergidae.